CGCGCACGCGCACUCGAUCUUGACUCUUGCCUCUGAAACGGCGAUCAGUGGUCCGAGAUUGUGCAAAUCACCGAGCACAGUCGUGAAUGCGUGUCGUGUGGUGUAUCACAAUCGGGACAUCAAGCGCUAAGCGCAGCUUUCGUGUGAGCCAAGAAGCGCUGCGUGCGGCCAAGUACCGCUUGCUGAGGGUUGAAGCGCGGAGGAUGACAUCCCCACUGCAUCCAUUUAGCCGCGUCUUGGCAGACGAGAUUGCCAGAUGCCAAGGCAGACGACGCUUAGCCGCAGGAUGCUCUGCCAUCGGUACUCAAACAUCGAGCAUGGCUGGUGCAUUACUGCGAGCUUGGCAAGAAGCGAAAGGAGUUGAAAGCGCGUGAGCCUUCUCCACCUGCUCGCUCCUUUCCAGAGCUCUGUCCAGCAGGUGAGAGGGCGGUAUAUAAGGGGGGCUGUCAGUCGAG
Molecule: messenger RNA, 455 nt
Organism: Ceraceosorus guamensis
Lineage: Eukaryota; Fungi; Basidiomycota; Exobasidiomycetes; Ceraceosorales; Ceraceosoraceae
Exons: 1
Coding region: 87-374 (95 amino acids)
Source: RefSeq, a predicted model, not a curated record